Messenger RNA from Prunus armeniaca (apricot), 378 nucleotides. NCBI's taxonomy places the organism in Eukaryota, Viridiplantae, Streptophyta, Magnoliopsida, Rosales, Rosaceae. The record is from the annotation of a GenBank genome assembly.
AUGGAAGAAGGUGAAGACCUUUGGAGUUGGAAGAACCUGCAGAAGGGAAGUGAAAAUGGGAGUUUUGAACAAAGUUUCGAUGUGGGACUUUGUGCAAGUUGCUGUGGUGAUGACAUGUGUCCCUGGAGAUUAGUUUCGGCAGUCGUGAGCUUCGGCAGGUGGCUGCCGCUUUGGAAGAAUGUCUUCCAUCGGCAUGUUGGAAGGUAUGGCCUAGGUGUUAGGCUGAGCGAGAGUCAUAUAGGUCUUGCCAUUCGACUGGGGUUCUGGCGAGGAGAAAGAAGAAUGUGUGAGCUUCCGGAACCUAUAGUACCUGGGUACCUGGGAGUUCGGCCAGGAGGCCCGGUCUGGGCUUUGUGGAGCUGGGCUGCUAGGGGUUAG